AUGUAAUAAUAAGAAAUAAUUGAGAGCUCUUAUAUGGAUAGGUACAAAAUGUUAAAAUUGAGAAAAACCUUCCUAUAUUUAUAUUUAGUUACUAGGAGGAUCUCUAAAAUCAUAGUGAGAUCAAGAUUAUAUUAAUAUAUCUUGACUUUAGUAACAUUGAGUAACAUUGUAAUUUUUGUAUUUGAGCAUAUGUACGAUAAAGAUAAUCGAUUUGCAGAAUUUGAUAUUACGUUUUUCUGGUUUUACGUAGUUGAUAUAGUAUUAUAACUUUUAGCUUUUGGACUGUUUCGUACGAAAUUCAUCUUUAUUUCAAGAGUAAUUGAUGCAUCUUUAAUCAUUCUAUAUUACUAUCAUCUGAUGUAUUUUUCAGCUGUAUUAGAUAUCACUCCGUUAAGAAUGACAAGAUUGCUGAAACAUCUAGGAUUCAUUUUUGCAGGUAAAUUACAUUUAGUAUACCAAGGAUUAUAAAAAAUGAUAGACGCAUUAAUAGAAUCAUUAAAAUUUAUGUUAGAAUCAACGGCAAUUGUUAUAUUAUUUGUUCUAUUUUUUGCAUCUUUAGGAACAUCAUUGUUUAUGGGUUUGUUUAAUGAAAGAUGCUUACCAUCAGAUGAAUCAGACUGGAUAUAAUGUAGACAAGGUCAUUGUCCAGAUGGAACUACUUGUCAAGCAACAAAUCAUUCCUAUAAUAUUCCAACAAACUUUAAUAACAUUAUCUAUUCAUUUGUUCUUAUUUUGAAAACUGUAACAAUGGAUGAUUGGAGUUGGGUUAUGCAAUAUACAAUUAGAGCAUUCCAUCCUAUUGUUUGGAUUUAUUAUGUGCUAAUAAUAUUUGUUGGAGGCUUUUUCGGAUUUAAUCUUCCCAUUGCAGUAUUCAAGAUUCAUUUUAGUGAAAUGUAAUUUAGAUAGAUAGUAAAACCAGAUAAAAAGGAGAAGUUUAUUAGCUAAUCGAAUUUGAAGAGAAUAGGACUGUAUGAUUUCAUAAAAUAAAUGAAUACUUUCCUAUUUUCAAACUCAAAUGAUAUCUUGAUAAAUGAACCUCUGAUUAAUGGAGUACAACAAUAUAGUGGUGGGCAGCUUCGACCUUUAUUAGGAAGUAUGAUCAAUGAGAAUAGAAUAGACAUAAGUAAUUUUACACAAAUAAAGAAUUAAAUUAAGAACUUUUCUUUGAAAUUGCUACUUCUACCCAAAUUUUAAAUUAUAUAGAAAUAUUUUCUGAACUUGGAUAUUAAGAUAUUUAGUUCAAAUCCUAAAAUUUAAGAAACAAUUAAGAAAUUUAGUAGAUCCUCAUUUUUACUGGAAAAAUAUAUAGAUUAUAAAUACAAUUAUGUAUAGACAAGCCAUUUGGAUGUUUUAAGGAAAUCUCUUUUUCAAGUUUUAAGAAAAACACCAUUUUAAAAUUCUAAAAGAUUGAAAAAGAAGACCUUAUACUACAAACCGAUUUAAAAGAAAAAAUAGCUAGUUUAAAGUCAAUAUAGAAAAUCUAGUAAAUUAGAAGAGAUAGAGACUUCUCCUUCAAAUGUCUAGAAAUCUCUAGCUUAAUUGCCAAUGAAGACUUCAAAUAGAAUGAAAAAGGAGAAUGAAAACAAAUCGGAGAUACAUGGCAAAAAAUAAAGUUCAGAUUCCUGUUCUUAAAACAAUAGAGAAAUUCAUAUAAAAGAAGAUGUUGAAAAAUAACGAAGAAUGUUUCCUUAUUUCAUGAGAGGAUACUCAGUUAUUCCUGAAUAUUCUCUAGGCUAACCAUUUACAAUAAAUGAUUAGGGUUAGUUAAAAGUGCUAAUAAAUGGAACAUAUUUAGAUUAUGUUGAGGCAGUGAAAAGAAUCAAUGCAAAUUUUAAUUUUAAACAGCAAAAGGAACCCAGGUGUUAAGAGGAAUACAAAAAGCUAGUGAGAAAAGAGAUUAAGAAAAAAUACAUAAAAUCGAAAAUUUGGUCUGGCAACAAUGUUUUGAAAAACAAUUAAAUUGUAAUUAAAAAAUUUGAUGAUAUUUUUCAACAAUUAAAUGAAAGAAACAUUCAAAUUUGGUAGAUAUCCUUAAGUGGAAUUUUUAUAACUUUACAGAAAUACUCAUUUAAAAUAAUGCAUUUCAAACUAACUAAAUUAUUUUUUGAUUUAACAAUUCUUAUUAAUACAUUUUUUUUGGCUUCAUAGGGUAUAAUCAAGAGAAAGAUAAUUAGUCAAGUAGAAGAUAUUGCCACUAUAUUAUUAUCUAUUGAAAUUAUAUUUUAGUUGAUAGUGCAUAAACCAAGAAGAAUAGCCAAAAAUAAAUAUUUUGUAAUAGAACUACUUGUUGUUAUUUUAGGUGUGAUUGAAUUUGGGUUUAGUGACUACUUGAAUCUAAGCGAAUAAUACUUAAAAUUGAUGAGAUCUACAAAGUGUCUAUUAUUCUAUAGAUGCAUAGCUUAUAUCUAGAUGGCUAGAAUAAUUGGGGCAAUUGCAUAAAUUACUUACAAAUCCUAUAUUUACUUGGCAUUUUUGAUGUUCUUUAUGAUUUUGACAUUUGGUUUGAUUGGAAUGGAGUUGUAUGGUAACAAAUUGGAUAAGUACCAUGAAAAUGGUUACAUGCAUUCAUUCGAUGAUCCAAUAAUAGCAUUUAUGACUGUAUUUAAUAUAAUGACAAAUGAUGAUUGGUUUGGAGUUUAUAAAGUUGGGACAGAAGUGCAGACAGAAUUAUCGAUCACUUACUCUAUAGCAUUAGUGUUUACACUUAACUAUUUUAUAUUUGGCAUCAUGAUGGCAAUAUUAUUGGAUGGAUUUAGUCAAUACUUAGAAAGAGAAUCUACAAACGAACAGAAUGAAUUUAUGAUAGAAAAGAUCAAAUAAAAAAAUAAAUUAAACAAAAAAUUAGAUUCAGAACUUUCGGAAAAUGAUUCAGAAUCCGAAUCUGAUUCAAACUCCUCUUCUUCAUCUGUUAAAUAAUAUUAAUAUUAACCACAAUUUCUCAAUAAGAGAUUAUAGGAAAGCGAAUCCAACGACAAUGUUCAAGCAUCUGCAAACAAUAUUUUAGUAUAAAUCAAAAGAGAUAACUAUUUUGAUUAGUAACUAUUUCAUUCAGCUAUAACUAAAAGAUUCGACCCAAAUGAUGAAGAGAGAAAGAAAAUCAAAGAGGAUUUCAGUAGGUUAAAGAGCAAAACUAAUAUGCAUAGAUUGAAAAGUUCAGAAUCAAAAACUAUAAAAUAUCUAAAAGAGAAGGUUGAACAAAUCUCCAAAAAAAUGUUUAAACAUAAUUUAAAGAUGUACUAAGGAGUUGAUUGCGUUUAAUCCUUCUAUUAUUUUAGUAAAUCAAAUUCUUUGAGAUAGUUCUUCUAUAGAAUUAGUUUGAGCAACUAUACAAAAUAUUUUAUUGAUUUAACAUUAUUCCUCACUACUAUUUAUUUAACACUCCCAUAAGAUAUUUAGCAACAACCAUAGUUUGUUACUGCAUUAUUUAUUUUGAAUUCAGUAAUUUUUAUUGAAUUUGUAAUCAAAUCAAUCGCUUUUGGAGCAUUCAUGGAUAAUGGAUCAUACCUCAACUAUACUUGGAAGGUGGUUGAUUUGGUGUACAUAUUGGUUUAUUAUAUUGAAAUAUUCUAGAUUGUUCAUCUUCCUAUUUUUAUGGUGAUAGAGACUUUUCUAUUUUUUAGACCUUUGAAAUUACUUUAUAGGAUAAAAUGGGUGGUCAGAGUAAGGGCUGCUAUAACUUAAUCAUUAUUUGAUAUCAUCAACGUAUUCGUAGUAUUACUUCUUGUAUGGUUGAUGUUCGCUGUAUUUUCGAUGAUGCUGUUUUCAGAUAAAAUGGGAUUUUGUGAGGAAUAAACCAAUUAUGAUGUUGGUUAGGGUGAGUGUACAAGAUUAGGAAAAGAAUGGAGAGUUUAUAAACAUAAUUUUGAUAAUAUUACUACUGCAAUGCCUACUUUGUUCAUUAUUUCAACUUUUGAUGGAUGGAGUUCAAUUUUAUGGGUGUCUUAGAAUAGCAGAAUGGCUUCAGAUGGUCCGCAACUGUAUUUCAGCUAAAUUCCAGCAUAUCUUUUUUAUUUUGCAUUUUGUACAAUUGGAGCCAUGUUUUUCUUACAGUUAUUUACGGGUGUAUUAUUUAUCAAUUUAAAAGCUAAUUCUAAGCAAAUUGAAAACCAAUAAUUAACUUAGGCUCAAUUGGAUUAUAUAUAGGUGUCAGAAAUCAUUCUACGCGAUCAUCCUAUCAGAGCUUAAAUUCCUAAAUCUUAAUUUAGAAGGUUAUUAAAUAUUCUCGUCAUGAACAAAUAUUUUGAUGCAUUCAUAUUUUGUGUUCUGCUAGUGAAUUGCAUUGCUAUAAUGAUGAUUCAUCAUACAGGUGAGCAUGAUUUUAAUGAUUAAAUAAAUACAAUUCAUCACAUUUGUUCUUCGGUUUUUGCUGGCUAAUUGCUGCUUCAAUGUUUGAUUUUGGGGAUCAAUAGAUUCAAAGAUAAUUUAUGGAGACUGUAUACUUCCUUUGUAAUUGUUUUGGGGGUUGUAGACUUGAUUCUUGACUACGAAUACAAUUGGUUUCACCACUAUUAAUUGUUAAGAGUUUUGUACACUCUUAGAAAUUUAAGAGUUAUCAUCAUAUUUCAAAAAAUGUAGAAUCUCUAAAGAUUGGUAAGAAUUCUUUUCAUACUUCUCUUAAUAAUGAUUGUAUAUGCAUUUUAUGGAAUUAUGUUAUAUGGAAACAUAGACAAGGGAGAGGUAAUUAAUGAUUUGAUUAACUUUUCAAACUUUUGGUCAGCCAUGUUGACCCUCUUCAAAUGUGUUAGUGGUGAUGACUUUCGUUCCAUAAUGAAUGAUUGUAUGCAUCACAACCCCUAUUGUUCAGAAGACCCUAAAUAUUGUGGUUCACCCUAUGCCCAAAUCUAUUUUAUCUCUUUUAUGCUGAUAUCUAAUUACACAUUUUUGAAUUUAUUUAUUUUGGCCAUGAUUGAGCAAUUUGAAUUCUUUUUCAACAAUUAAGACUCCGUCCUUUAAACAUACGUAGAAAAUAUUGAUUCUUUUAGAAAGGCAUGGUUCAAGUUUUCUAGUUAAAAUGGGCAGGUGUUGAGUAUUAGAUAUUUGCCUCAUUUAUUGAUUGAAAUUAAAGAACCUCUAGGAUGUAAACCCUAUGAUAAUUUGUGGGAUGCUGCUAAACUAAGUUUACAAUUCAAUCUGUUUUGCGAUAUGCAAGAUAACAUAUCCUACAAUCAAUUAUUAUAUGAGAUUUUCUAUCAUAGAUAUGAGCAACAAAUCUUUGAGUAAUGCUCUGUAAUGGCUGCAAGAAAGAUGAAUUAAUUUCAUAAGACAGUUCAAUUUAGAUUAGCCUAUUAUAGAAGAGGCGGAUUAAGACAGAGAAGGACUAACAUUGGACCAUAACUUAGAUUAGAUGGAAAUGGCAACAUUUUGCAUAUUCUAUUGAUAACAUUAAUUACUUUCAAAUUGUGGAAGUCUUACGCUCGUUAAAUAAUUGGCAACAUCAUCACUUAAUAACAACAUUUUUCACAACGUACAGUUAGGGAUACUGAACCAAUCAAACAUUCAGUAACACAGAAAAGCAUCGAUAGUUAGGAAUCUAAAAUAUAAUUGAAUGACAAUCCUCCUAUAUAUUAAAAAAGAGGGUUAGGGAGAAAUAAGAGAGUUCAAUUAUAAGGUUAGGUAAAUGAUUAUUUGGCAGGAGAUUAUAUUAAUCCUAAGCCUGCAUUGUAUAAAACUAGUAGUUCUGGAAUUGAAGAGGGCGAUGUUUAGAAGAUUUAUCAUUCGCACAGAAUUUAAAAGAUGAAAUGA
This is a messenger RNA of Paramecium tetraurelia, 5742 nucleotides long. RefSeq lists its product as uncharacterized. Lineage: Eukaryota; Ciliophora; Oligohymenophorea; Peniculida; Parameciidae. Gene Ontology annotation, molecular function: high voltage-gated calcium channel activity. The record is from RefSeq and is a predicted model, not a curated record. The transcript has 7 exons. Gene Ontology annotation, biological process: calcium ion import across plasma membrane. Gene Ontology annotation, cellular component: voltage-gated calcium channel complex; membrane.